AUGGGGAAAAAAUGGCGAUACGGAAUCAUCUUUGAUGCUGGUUCCUCGGGGACACGUCUUUAUGUCUACAAGUGGAAGGAUCAUGCGAAAGCCAUUAAGCACGCCUCCGUGGAAGAGCUUCAUAGUCUUCCUAAGAUCAAGCUGCAGACCAGCGAAAAGAUUCGCCCCGGCGUGUCCUCCUUCGCCGAGAAGCCCGAAGAAAUUGGCCAUGAACACCUACAAUCUCUCAUUAACAUAGCCCUCAAGGAGGUUCCCGACAAGAAGGUUGCCGACACGCCCGUCUACCUCAUGGCCACGGCUGGCAUGCGUCUCCUGCCCGACCACCAACAAAAGGCCCUCCUCCGUAACAUGUGCUCCUACCUACAACAAAAUACGCGAUUCUCGCUACCCGACUGCAAUACCAAUAUCCAGGUCAUCUCGGGCGAGACGGAGGGCUUAUAUGGCUGGCUCGCUACAAACUAUCUGCUUGGCGGUUUUGACCACCCCGACAAGCAUACGCACGGCAAAGGCCACCACACGUACGGCUUUCUGGAUAUGGGAGGUGCCUCGGCGCAGAUUGCAUUCGCACCGAACAGCACUGAGGCUGAGAGACAUGCCGAAGACCUCAAGCUCGUCCGCUUGCGUACGAUUGACGGCACCACUAUCGAGCACAAGGUCUUCACCGCCACCUGGCUUGGCUACGGCGCAAACCAGGCUCGCGAACGUUAUAUCGAUAAGCUCAAGGAACAAUACGGCAAGCCCAACGACCUCGAGCUUCCGGACCCGUGCCUUCCCGCUGGCUUGAGAACCAACUUCAAAGGCGACCCCGUCGAUGCCGAGUCUGUGGGCAAGGAACUGUCUCUGCUCGGCACUGGUCGAUUCGACGAAUGCCUACGCCAAACAGAGCCGCUCCUCGGAAAGGAUACUCCCUGUACCGAUGAGCCUUGCCUUCUCAAUGGGCAGCAUGUACCAAGUAUCGACUUCGACGUGAAUCACUUUGUGGGCGUUUCGGAGUUCUGGCACACAACUCACGGCGUUUUCGGAAAGGGCCACAAGACGGCGUAUGACUUGGCAACGUAUCAGAAAAACGUGGUGGACUUUUGCACGCAGAAUUGGAUGGAUAUUGAAUCCAACAUUGAUGCUAGGAAGAAGUCCUCCGCCCAAAAGGCAAAGACCGCGCAGGAAGCCUGCUUCAAGGCUUCCUGGCUCAUCAAUGUUCUAUACGAAGGAAUCGGCAUUCCGAGACCAGGCCUCGAACAUACGCCGCACCCCGGUCUCAAUGUCACGAAAGGAACCAUGGAGGAAGCCAAGGAAAAGGGAUUUGUUGACCCCUUCCAGCCAGUAAACGAGAUUGAUGGCGUCGAAGUCAGCUGGACCCUGGGCAAGAUGGUGUUGUAUGCCGCCGGGCAAGUCCCACCCACAGGAACUGCCCUGCCGGUUGGCUUUGGAAGCAACGUUGCCGGCGCGACAGACUUUGAACCUGCGGGAUCCAAGUUUUCCCCCAUUGCGAUCGGCGGUAAUGACGACGACGACGACUGGGACGACGCCGCUGACGAACUCCUGGACAAGGCGAAGACAAAAUCAGGCUCUGGUGUCCUGGCAUUCAUCCUGAUUUUGGCUAUUCUCGCAUUUUUCUUGCGCAAGCGAGACCGCCGAGCACGAUGGUUUGGCAAGGUUGCGUCCGCCGUACGAGGCACCAGGCGUCCGGGCAGUCCUCGAAAGUUCGGGCGCGGUUUCUCUUUUACCAACAAGCUUUUCGGACGGUCAUCGGCGACUUAUGAACGAGUUCUCGAGGAGGGCGAUGCCGAUCAGUUCGAGCUCGGUUCCGUCGAUUCCGACGAGAAUGAGCACUCCGAUAGCAGCGAGGGCUCCAGAGCAGGUCGUUCUUCCGGCCUUGCCACACCGAAACUCAACAUAGAGCGAUUCGACGACGUUCGACCAGCCUUUUCAAUGGACCGUGGCGGCUUGGCGGUGAGAACAGAGAGCCGAGAGAGGCUGGUACCGAGCCUAGUGAAUGCGGGACGUCGCAGUCGCGCUGGUAGUCCAACACGACUGAAGAGCCCGCUGAUGAAACCUUUGGACGAGGAUUGA
Molecule: messenger RNA, 2070 nt
Organism: Colletotrichum orchidophilum
Lineage: Eukaryota; Fungi; Ascomycota; Sordariomycetes; Glomerellales; Glomerellaceae
Product: GDA1/CD39 family protein
Exons: 2
Coding region: 1-2070 (689 amino acids)
Biological process (GO): nucleoside diphosphate catabolic process
Cellular component (GO): membrane
Molecular function (GO): nucleoside diphosphate phosphatase activity
Source: RefSeq, a predicted model, not a curated record